GCAACCGGUACAGCAGCAACGGUGAGCAGUAUGGACUGGAGGGUGUGAGGCAUGAUUUGCUACGGGAAUAAAUAACGGGACCGGGGCGAUAUUUUCCAACCAAAGAAAGGGCCACACGAAAUACGGCGAGAAGAAGGAAGCGGAUACUUGAGGAGAGGAGAAACUGGGUUGCAGCUAGAUAAAGACAGUGCCACACGUUACAGUGUUGAUGUCGGUAUUUGGACGCGAAUACCUGCCGAAAAUAGUCUCGACGUCCAUUGUUGAAGCUCCUCUGUCCUGUGUGACCCCCUGACACAGAGAGGAUGGUGAUGGAGGAGGGGGGUCAGAGAGACAGAGGAAGGGGGAAUCCAGUGAUAACAGAAGGAGAUGGGAAACAAAUCUUAACAGAACUUGCGGAUCAAAACUUCGACGCCAUUUGUCUCUCUACAUAUCGAACAGCAUGCAAGCUCAGAUUCAUCCAGAAGAGAUGCAACUUGCACUUGGUCGACAUAUACAAUGUGAUCGAGGCGGUGCGGGAUGCUGGUCUGAACGCUGUGGAGCUGCAUGCUGGCAUCUCUAUGAUCAGACUGGAGAACCUGGUGUCCUCUCUGUUCAACCAGCUCAGCAAGCGACUGCCCACCACUCACGUCAUCAAUGCCAGAGAGAGCACCGUCCUAUUAGUCCAGUUCUUACUGGCUGCUAUUGACAGUGAACCUGACAGCCGUCUGACAGUGCUCUCUGUAAAGGCAAUGCUGGCCACACUGUGUGGAGGGAAACUGGUUGAUAAACUCCGCUAUGUAUUUUCUCAGGUAUCUGACUCACACGGCGCUUUGGUACAGUCCAAGUUUGAUGGAUUUCUGAGAGAGGCUCUAAAGCUGCCCACUGCUGUACAUGAAGGACCGUCCUUUGGCUACACUCACACUUUAGCACGCUCAUGCUUCCCACAACAGAAGAGGGUGAUGCUCAACAUGUUCCUGGACAUCAUCGCUGACCCUCCACAGUGUCUCGUCUGGCUGCCUCUAAUGCAUCGCAUGGCUAAUGUGGAGCAUGUCCAUCAUCCCGUCACAUGCUCAUACUGUCGUGGCAACGGAAUGACUGGCUUCCGCUACCGCUGCCUCCGUUGCCGUGGUUACCAGCUCUGCCAGGACUGCUUUUGGCGCGGUAAUGCCAGCGGCUCUCACAGCAGUCAGCAUCAGAUGAAGGAGCACUCAUCAUGGAAGUCGCCGGCGACAAAGCUUGGCCGAGCCUUGAGCAGGACUCUGGGCUGUGUGUCAUCCAGAGAGGCCCCUCACCCAAUUUACCCCGAGGAACCUGUGAGGACCCUUAACCUCGCUAACAUAGUCCCCACUCGUCCCCUUGAAAACACCAGUGAAGCUAUGUUGCUGUCCACAUCAGCACCAGAAUCAUCCAAGAGUUUGGCAGCUGCUCAGCGUAUGAACGAGGAACACGCUCUGAUUGCUGCGUAUGUGAAUCGCCUCCAAAGCAGCCCAAGUAGUGUAGACAGUCCCAGCAGGCAGGAUGAGGAGCAUAAACUAAUCGCCCGCUACACCUCCAGACUGGCAGAGACUGACAGCACAGGGGUCAUACCUAACCGGAGCAUCAACUUUGAUGUAAACAAACAGAAGAGGGAGCUCAUUGCUCAGCUGGAGUGCAAAAACAGAGAGAUCUUGGCCGAGAUCAAACGUCUCCGUGCACAGCAUGACGCAGCAUGCCAGGCCAGCCCAGAGAAGGGCAGCACCAACCCGACUCUGCUUGCCGAGCUCCGUCUGCUCAGGCAAAGGAAAGAUGAGCUGGAGCAGAGGAUGUCGUCUCUGCAAGAAAGCAGGAGGGAGCUGAUGGUACAGCUGGAGGGGCUGAUGAAGCUGCUCAAGGAUGAGGAACAGCGACAGGCAGCGCAGGCAGCUGGCUCUUCUCAUGCCUCUCCUUCCCGACCAAGUCCAUCAACUGUUCGCUCUGUAGGUGCUGCAUCCCCCCAGGUUCACAUGUACCCUCCUCAAGACUCACUUGCUGGGGUGGGGGGUGACGUACAGGAAGCAUUUGCUCAAGGCCCAAGAAGAAACCUGAGGAACGAUCUCCUUGUAGCAGCCGACUCUAUCACAAACACUGUGUCCUCACUAGUCAAAGAGCUCCACUCUGAUGAUGUUCGUGAGGAGGAGGAGAGGCUGCUGAAUGGGAAGGACAGAGCAGGUUAAAUGAUCAGAGGACAAACGAAAGCAGCAGAGUGAAAUUUCAUCACUUCUUGGCCAAAGAAGACUGACCCUGCUGUGAUUAUAUUAAAGCUUCUAAUAUGCAUUGUUAGCCAAUGGAGGUUAGAGCUCCACUGCCAAUCAACCAAUCACGAUGCUGGACACCAAAUGACCGCUGGGUCCCUACUGAUGUAUAGCUGUGAUUCUGUGUGCGUGUGUCUUUGUCACUGUGAUUUUGUUUGAUAAUCAUAGCUAAACGAGGAAAACUGAAACCUACUGAUUUGUACUGUAGCAUGUGCGUGUGUUUGUGUGCGCUCUGCAUUUUCAAAGUUCGAGUAGGUGAGAGGGACGUCGUUAAGAGACAGACAAAAGCAGUUAGGAAACUUGUGAAGGAUAAAAAAGCAGGAAAGUUUCAGAGAGAUACAGCAUGUUGCCACAUAGGGGAGAAAGUGAGGAAGAACAAAAGAAAGUCAAAAAGGAAAAGUGAGUUGUAUUGUUUAAAGUUUUGGCACUGUGUGCUUAGUAUUUAUUGCUUUGAUUUGAUUUUUGCUGUUUUAUUUGUUUGGUUUAAAUGUUUGUAUGAGUGUGGUCAGGCCCUGCUGAGAUGAUAAGCUUUAAUGGGACGUUUCCUGCCUCCACCCUGCAGCAGUGUAGAGUGGAGAGUUGAAGUCCAAGUUGUGCUCCAGGUGUCUGAAACCUGGAAGAGAUUAGUAACAUGGGUGCUGUUAUAAUCGCAGCUCAGGUUGUCCAGGCUUUUCUUUGUAUCUCGGUACUGCAGCUUGUAAAGAGUAGGUAUCUGAUUACUGUUGUGUAUAAAUGUGUGUAUGAAGUUGAGAGUGAGAGAAAAUAUAAAACUGUUGACUUCAACAGAGUCAUUGUAGCAACAGAAUGGCAAAGUGGGUGGAGAAAUGGGCUCCAGAAGUGUUUAUUGACAUUUUUGAAGAGUCAUUUUAACACAAUUUCCUAAAACACAGUACGAGUAAAAAAAGAACAUUUUCUUUCUAGUAUUUUUAAACUUUCACAUCUUCAUGACAAAAAAAACGUUUUUUGUAGAAUUUUAUCAUGUAGAUGUAAUAUAGCACAGAGGAUUAUUUUCAAACAGCAAGAGAAGAAAAUUUAAAACCCUCAAAAGCUGCAGUAUUUAAAUUCCUAGAAAGCAGAUUAGCCUUAAAUUCAAUGAUAAUACUAUUCUUCUUAACCAAAAGGAAACAGGUUUAUUGCUUUUGAAAGCAUGGUGGGAAAACAGCACAAACUAUCACAAUGUACAACAACAAAAUAUCAGAAAACAAUGGUGUACAAAGUCCACUUUCAUUCAUAACUUCAUGAAUGUAUUUCUUAAACCUCUACCCAAACUGUCAUGCAGAUAAAGAGCAAUCUUAGCCAAAUGGCAUAAGAGAGAUGGCAUCAAGAACAAGUGCCAAAACUUCAGUUGCAGUGAAUCUGCCAAGUACCACAUUUUAAGAGAAACCGACACUUCAACACUGACAGCAGGCCCUGCAGAUGAUUUAUUUACCCAUUGUUUCGUGGUAUUUAAAUAUUUUCACCUCAGAAGGAUACAACAUGAAGUGAUGGAACAGCUUUGCCUUUUGUGCAGAUAGCAUCAGAACAUGACCUGUGGCAGACUUAGCUUUUUGUGUGGCUUUUCCACUUACUUUUGGUGGCACCAAUCCAAACCAAGCCGAUUUACUUUCCAUUACCACUUUGGCCGUCACAGCGGUUGGUCAUCAUUCUGGGAUGCCUUACAGAUGUGUUUAAGUAGCAACUGCUGCAUCAAACGUUGAAUUUCAUUGGGACAACAGCAUGGACAGGCAUGAUGCGAGUGGACAGCUAAACCAAACUGUUCUUCUUCUUCUGGCAGAGCUAAACAAUGCUUACUGAAGCUCAGCUGUUUAAUGUCAUCGACUCAAAACACAGUGUCAUCAGCUCUAGAUUGCCCUCAAACUGAUAGCUUGGUUGCGGUGGGUAAGCAAAUCCCCUGUUGCACUUGGCAGCCAUUAAGUUAUAUUUUUGAGGUAUUUUUUUGCCUUUAUUAAUAGAAGAGGACAGUGGAUAGAGUCAAAGAAGGGAUGAGAUAGUGGUGGGGAGAUGUGCAGCAAAGGGGCCACAAGCCAGACUUGAACCGGGCCACCUGCGCACAUGGCCUUAACCAGGCCAUCUGUGCCCCAACUUUUGAAUUAAUUUUGUACCAGUCACGUGACAUUAGAUUUAUUAAGGUAUGCCCAGGUUCUGACAGAACCACAAAAAACAAUUAUUUGGCACCUAUAGAUUGAGGUAAAUGUAACAUUCAGUUAAUGCCAGAUACAUCUAAUUGCUUGUUAGCUCCUGCCAAAAAAGGGGCGUUGCUUUUAUUUGUUCCGUCCCCCCAAAAGAGGCAUGGCUGAGAAGAUUUGUGACAUGUCACUAUCAGCUGGUCUGAAGUAUGGAGAACAGCCAGAAGGGUAUAAUACAGAGAUGUAGAGGGUUUUUUAAUAUAUAUUUUUUUAAUUCGGAUAGAUUUCUUUUUAUUGUAGGGCUACUUUAGAGACUCAUUCACUUUUCUACAUGUAGUUUUCUGAGCAGUGGAGAUUUAACCAUAAUGUUUAGUUUUUAAUGUUUGCCCAAAAUGCUUCUCUUGCUGAAAAAUUGUAAAACUUAAAACACUGCCUGGACAGUAUCACUCCUCACCCUUUGCUACUCUGUUGUUUUUCAAGCUUUUUGUGAAACUGUGGGUGUCAGAACUCUCUAUGGAUGUCAACACCUAGCACCAAAAACUUUCAGACAGGUUAAUUUGUAUGCAAAUCAAACAUGACCCAAAGUGACUAGCUGAGCCUGUUGAGUUGAUAUAUUUUCAUGUAACAGACGGGAUGUAAUUUAACCGAAAAAUCUGCUUUUGGUUGUCAUUCUCAUAUGAAGCUAAACUUGACUGUUUUGUACAUUUUGGAUCAGUUGGACAUUUUUUCUCUAUCUUUAAGAUUUCACCAGCCAAUCGCAGCAUUUGACUGCCUGCUUAUGACAUUUAGAGUGAGCCGAUGAUUGACAGACUAUAUGAGUGAUUGAAUGAGUGACUGAGCUCAUGUUUCAGUGUGUGUGCGUGAAAGAGUGAGUUUGAAAAAUCAAGACUGAUAGGACGGACAUGUCCUAACAUGAAACUGUUCACAUUAGCUCUGAAUUCGCCUGAGCUGACUGUUUGAGUGAGAAGUAUUGAUUUAUCUGUGUUUCAUCUGCAAUAAAUGAUAUUUAACAUCAAA
This is a messenger RNA of Cheilinus undulatus (humphead wrasse), 5392 nucleotides long. It is a transcript of the gene dtnba, whose product is annotated as dystrobrevin, beta a. Gene Ontology annotation, cellular component: plasma membrane; synapse. Gene Ontology annotation, biological process: synaptic signaling. The transcript has 22 exons. The record is from RefSeq and is a predicted model, not a curated record. NCBI's taxonomy places the organism in Eukaryota, Metazoa, Chordata, Actinopteri, Labriformes, Labridae. The coding region runs from base 303 to 2171 and encodes 622 amino acids. Gene Ontology annotation, molecular function: zinc ion binding.